AUGACGAAGCGUGCGUUCCUUGGCUUGAGAGGCACUCGCCUGACCACAAUGAUUAUCUUGGUCGCUGGUGCUGAAUUUCUCCUUUUUGGCUAUGACCAAGGGGUAGUUGGGGGAAUCCUGAAUUUACCCUCAUUUACAAACACCUUCCCUUCCCUAUGCACUACUGCAGCUUGUCUCGACGGGAUGACAGCUGCAGAGAAGGACACCCGAUCCACCACCCAAGGCAUCGUGGUUGCUUGUUACAACUUAGGUUGCCUGGCUGGCGCCUUAUCCACAUUUAAGCUCGGCAACCGCUUCGGGCGACGAAAGCCUCUCUUUCUCGGAUGCCUAAUUGUCUCGAUUGGCGCCAUCCUCCAGGCAUCCGCAUCGACUCUCGUACAGUUUAUUAUCGGCCGGGUCAUAUGUGGGCUAGGGACGGGACUGAACACGGCAACCGUGCCUGUGUGGCAAGCUGAGUGUACCAAGCCACACCAGAGAGGGCCAAUUAUGGCAAUUGAAACCUCACUGGUCCCAGCGGGCGUCAUGGUUAGCUACUGGGUCGACUUUGGUCUCUCCUACGCAGAGCCAAGCCAGGCUGCAUGGCGAUUCCCCAUCGCUUUGCAGUUGUUGUUUGCGUUUUUCGUUAUGGGCUUUAUCCUCUGGCUUCCGGAGUCACCCAGGUGGUUGGUACUCAAGGGCCAACGAGAGGAGGCUGCGGAAGUUCUCGGUGCUCUAUACGACGUCUCUGACCGAGACGAGGCCAUAUUGCAGAAUCUGAACGCUAUUGAUACAGCUAUUGAAGCCGAAGCUUCCACAGAUUGGCUCGCAGUGUUUCGGGAAGGGCCCGCAAGAGCCCGUACUCGAACCCUCAUGGCAAUCAGUAUUCAAAUCAUGAGCCAGUUUUCGGGGAUCAACGUCAUUACUUUCUAUGCGACGUCAAUUUUCCAAAACGAAAUCGGCUUGACACCGUUUGUCUCCCAAAUCCUGUCCGGAUGCCUCGGCACCGCUGGAUUCAUCGCGGCCAUGGGGUCGAUUCCCUUGAUCAAAUAUGUCGGUCGGCGACAGGUUAUGCUACUCAACCUCUGUGGCAUGGGUGCGUCAAUGAUUGCACUCGCGGUGACCGAGAAGAUCAAGGGGUACACGACAGGGAUUGUGGCUGCCGUCUUUGUCUUUACUUUUAUGAUAUCGUUUGGACUUGGAUUUGCGCAGAUCCCCUGGAUCUACCCUGCGGAAAUCACCCCUCUGGCAACCCGUGUGCAAGCCAAUGCACUGUCUACAGCUACCAACUGGACUUCUGUCUUCAUCGUCGUCAUGAUCACCCCAAUCGCCUUGAACAGUAUCGGGUGGCGCACAUACCUUAUCUUUGCGUGUUGUAGCGCAUUCUUCAUGGUCAUAGCUUACUGCUGCUUUCCAGAGACAAGGAAUCGCUCCCUGGAAGAAAUCGAGCUUAUUUUCAGCGAGUCAUCCGGUCUCUUUGGAGCAGUCCAACAGGCUAGGCUCACACAGCAUCAUUUUGACAAUGAAGGCGAACCUGCCAAGAAUGUGGGACUAGCCUACUCUGAACACAUCGAAAGUGCGUGA
Molecule: messenger RNA, 1560 nt
Organism: Aspergillus bombycis
Lineage: Eukaryota; Fungi; Ascomycota; Eurotiomycetes; Eurotiales; Aspergillaceae
Product: sugar porter family MFS transporter
Exons: 3
Coding region: 1-1560 (519 amino acids)
Biological process (GO): transmembrane transport; carbohydrate transport
Cellular component (GO): membrane
Molecular function (GO): carbohydrate:proton symporter activity
Source: RefSeq, a predicted model, not a curated record